UAAGUAAAAUAUGAUAGAUGAGGUUGAAAUCCAGGGCUAGUUGGUCCACGUAUAGAAUUCAAUAAGACCUACCUAACCUAUUGCCGCUCCAACGCCUGUGUUAGGUAUGUCUUUUAAGAAAUUGUACUGGUUGUCUUACUGUUCAGAUAUAAAUUGAAAGAAAGAGAUUGUUUGAAAUGGAUUUUAACAGCCCCUUUGCUAGCAAUAUACCCUUUAAGGUUGCCCUCGACGCUGUUCACCCUAGAAACUAUCGUGGUUAAUUACUGAUGAAUUCGUUACGAUGGACCAACUGACCUGCUUUUAUCCACUGGUGCCACACCAGUAGCAGUGCAGUCAGGGAUAACAUUCCUUUUUCAUCCAUUAAACAAUUUCAAUAUCUACGCUUAUCUGUUACUAACAAUAAUAAUAAUGGCCGAACUUAACUGAAUGCAAGUUUUUUUCUAUUUCAUUGUGACAAAUAUGAUAUGUGGUGAUCAGCAGGAUAUAUUGCCGGUGCAGAGUUGGUGGUCGGGCGUCGGGCGGGGCGAGGAAGAGGUCGAGCCACGUGAGACAGAUGGCACUGAUGUGCAAGUAGUGUAUUUACCGGCCCUACUACCGCGGGAGGCACAGUCUGCCGCUGACAAGUUUCAAGACGACGUACCUCUACCCUACAGCUUCGAUGCUUUUGGACGAAGCUUCGAGCUUCAAUUGGUCCCGAAUAGACGUCUGGUGUCACCACAGUUUCGCGUUUGGUCUGAUGCUGGACAAGAGGAGCCACUAUCCACAGUUGAUGCGACCUGUCAUUUUCUGCACUCAGGCCCUGGGUCUGUUGCUGCGUUUUCUGCUUGCAAGGAUCAUGCUCUGCAUGGAUUAAUUGUGGUAGACAAUUCUACAUACGAAGUACGGCCCUUACCGUGGAGUACGGGUAGAGCGGAAAAUGGCGGUGACCGUACAGCACACGUGAUAAGGCGCGCGCCGCCGCCGCCCGCACCGUUCGACGAUGCACGCCCGCUGCGGCCGCGAUUCCGUCGACCUCGCUUCCAGCCGCGAAUUAAACCGGGCCCGGCGAGUUACACCAUCGAAAUAGCUUUAUUCUUGGACGAAGCCGCCUAUAAAAUAUUUUACCCUUUUCUAAACUAUAAUGAAGCUGAUGUACGUGACAUGCUACUGGCGUAUAUAAAUGGUGUCCAAGCGUUAUACCAGCACUCGUCUCUGGGUACACACAUCCAAUUAUCACUGGUGCGGAUGACAUUACUACGUAGUCAACCACCCGGGUUGCCGGCUCACGCUGAGAGAGGACGCCUGUUAGACUCAUUCUGCGCUUACCAACGAUCACUAAAUGUAGAGGACGAUGAUGAUCCAGAACAUUGGGACAUGGCUUUGUUACUGUCUGGGCUAGACUUCUACUCGGACGAGGGCGGAAGGCGCAAUGGUGUGACGAUGGGCCUGGCGCCAGUGGGCGGCGUGUGCCUGAUGCCCCACGCUUGCGUUGUAGCGGAGUUCGGCGCCGCCGAUGUUCUCGGCCGGCCUUAUCCAUCAGCAGGAUUCACCUCCGUCUACAUCCUCGCUCACGAGAUUGGACAUAAUUUGGGUAUGCACCACGACGGCGCGGGCAACACGUGCGCCCGCGACGGCUACAUCAUGUCACCGUCGCGCGGCACCAGCGGGGAGGCCACCUGGUCCCCGUGCAGUGCCCGCGUUGUCGCCGACUUACAAUGGGCAACAUGUCUUUUGGAUGGAGGUGAUGAUUUAGAUACUCCGAGUGAAUUGCAGCAUGAGAGAUUUGGUGGAGCUCCUGGUGCUCUCUGGGGUGCUAAGAAGCAAUGUGAGGUGUUCCUACGUGACGUGGACGCUGCACCCUCACCGUCGGCAGUAUCCAACGAGCACUGUGUGCAGUUAGCGUGCCGCUCACCACAUCGCGCCGGCUUCUACUAUGCUGGACCCGCGUUGCCCGGCACCCCAUGUGGACCUCGAAUGUGGUGUCAAGGGGGAGAGUGUGUGGCAGCAGGUACUGUACCUACAAGCACAGGGGUACCCUCAACAUCUGGCGGCAAUGCUGGUGGGUCUAUGUCUAACGACGCAGGCAAUGGCGGAAGUAAUUCAGGCUCUGGGGGCUGGAGCGAGUGGCGGGAAGCUGCUUGUCGAUCUGGUUGUACGUCCCGGGCGCGGGGCUUCCGGGAACGGCGACGUUCGUGUAUGUCUCAAACAGGCUGCCAUGGUACCGCAUAUGACGUCGUGCUAUGCGACGAUUCGAAGGUUUGUGGAAAAAAAACACGCGUGAGUGCGAACGAAUUGGCAUCUAGGAAAUGCAGCGAGUAUGCUAUGAAACUGCCGGAAUUAGAUCCUCGCGGUGGAGGAUUGCAAGCACCACAUGAUCCGACUCGUAUGUGGAUGGGGUGCGCGGUUUUCUGUCGGCGGGCUAUGGGUGGCGGGUUCUACGCGCCGCGUGUGGAGCUCAACGACGCCGGCCUCGACCCGUACUUCCCGGACGGCACGUGGUGCCACCACGACGGCACGCACGACUACUACUGUCUCCAGCACCAUUGCUUGCCCGAGAACUUCAAGAUGACGGCGCAAUGGCAUAUUUGGGAAUUGCCGAGCGAGGAUAUCGGAGGACCGUUCAAUGCUAGAGCGCGAACGUCGGCUGAUGACGAUGAAGUGGCAGCUGCCAUACGCUCCUACCUAUCGCUGGACGCGCAAGGCGCUCCCUUAGUCCGCACCGCCUUCCCGCCUAACAUCCCCGAAGAAUCUGAACGCAACUGGGAAGUCAUAGACUAUGUCGAUAUACCUGCCACUACACAUAAUGACACAGGCAAAUCGUAGAUACCAAUCUGGGAAUAUUUCCCGGAUUAUACAUAAUUUGCACAAUUGUAUGUAUAUAUUAUACUGUCAGUGUGUGCGUUAUCUUGCCAAACAAAUACCACAUAAUACGUCCGCAUUAAAAUCUUAAGUUCAUAAAGUUAUCACGACAAGUUGAAGUGUUUAUUAAAUUGGACAUGUAUUAUAAUUGUAUUUUUUAAGAUUUAAUUUGAUAUGUUAACUAAAUAAUAUAUUAAAGAUGUAAUGCAUUUAAUAAAUUCUAAGAUUGUUGUACAGUAUUAGUAGUUAUUAGAUGUAGCUAUUACCUAGCAAUGUAAUUAUUAUAUAAGUAAAUCGUUAAGAGUAACUAUUGUCCUACAAGUAGAAUUCAGCUUAGAAAAGAGUUUAACACAUAAUACAAUACAAUACAAACUAAAACUAAUAGCUUCUAAGCAAACAGUAUAGCUCUUGUUUCCUUAAAAAUCUAAAAAAUAAUAAACUCUAUGAAAUAAAAAUUUUGUUUUCGCAAAAAAUAUCAUUUUCUCUUAAAUGCAAACUUACCCACCUCUUAUCAAAAGUCAUCAUCUUUAGUCUGUAUUUACAUAUAUGUUUAUAAUUAUUUUGUUUUAACUUACCAAUAUUUUAUGACUACCGUUUCAUGUAUACAUUUUUUAUGGGUAUCAUGUAAAAAUUGUUUGCAAAUUUCACAAAUAUUAUAGUCUAAAACUUUGUACUUCAGAUUCAUACCUCAACAAUCAAAGUUACAUGAUAGUUAAUCUCACUUGAGUGUGUUGGGUGGGCCGUAUGUAAACGAUGUUUCACUAAGGGCAUUGUAUUUUAUAAAUGUUUUAUAAAUAUUGUUAAUUAUUAAAAUUAAUUCACUAGGCACAUAUUUCUUUUAGAUAUAGCAUUGCAUUAUUCAUCUGAUAUUUAUUAUUCAUUUACUCGUAGAUAAUUGUUAUAUUGAACUACAACUCAGAAUUAGUAUGAGGAACUCAUUCCUAAAGACACUACAUAAGAACGCCAUAGACGCAUACCAUAUAUAAAGAUAUAUGAGAAUUACUAUUUAUAAAAAAAAUCUUAUGUUUUUCUUUUUAGGAAGGAAGACACCACAAAACUAUGUUAUCUGCUCUUAUUACAUUUAGGUUCUGUCAUUUUAUAAUUGUAAUGUAAAUUAAACAAUUUUUUUUUGUAAAUCAUUACAAAAAAGCGUGUUGGGUGGGCCGUAUGUAAACAAUCAUGUUUGUACCAAAAUAAAAAAAAAUGAAUAUUUGAUUGUGACUAUAUAGCACUAAGUUACGUCUAAAAAUAGUUAUCUCUGUAGCUUCUCUAGACAUUACAUUCUCUCUCGUUCUCUACAUUAAUUAUAUCUUAUAAUACACUAUACACUUAUCGGCAUUGUAUCUGGUAAACGUAUAACAAUGUAAUAUGCAACUGAUUAAAUAAAUCUUCAUACUCAUAUAUAGGUGUUGGUCGUCGUAUCGUAUGUCUACUAUAUCAUAACAAUGGUGAACGUAACAUAUUUACACAUGUGGAAAACUGUAAUGGAUGGGUGCAAAGUGUAUGAUCACGUGACUAUUUAUUUAUGUAUCAACAUUUUACACUUUUCCGUUGAGGAUACUUAUGGUAUUUGCAGCGUUAUAUUCAUAAUUAAGAAUACCCAAUUCUAAUUAGAAACUAAGUAUCCAUGCAACUAAAAUUUUCCUCAAGCACAGUUUCAUACUAUAAAACAAAUACGCGAUAUAGAGUUGGAUUAAAAUUUUCAAAAGCUAUUUUGUGAUUUCAACUAUAUUAGAAAGUUAUUCUAUUUCAUGAACACUAUCGAAUACUAACAUGAGUUAGGUAUGCAUAUUCUGUUUUUAUUUUUGUAAACAUAAUAUGUUACAAUUCAUCGUUAUAUGUUAAACUGUAGAGUAUCAAUAUAUCGUAGCAUAUGUGGUCUACAUUAUACCAAGAUAUCUUAUUACUAAUAUUAUAUUUUCAAUUAAAUUAUAAAAACAAUUACAUUCAUAAUAUGGAGCAUGUACGGGUAAUCUAUUUAUCUCAUGAAUAUUAUCAAACAAUAAAUAAUGUUUUUAUUAUUCUAGAUUUUAUAUUAGAGUUAGUUUCGUGAUAGUAAGAUUGUAUGAAUAAAUAGUAAUGAUUACCAGAAGAGACGUUUCUAAAAUUUGUAUUUUAUUUUUUACAAUGCAAAAUAUAUUACUGAGUAAUAUGUUAUUGAGCUGCGUAGUGUAUCAGAUAUACAAUAUAUUCUUAUAUUUCAAAUCGCCAUUAAUCGAUUAAUUUUACCUUAAAUUUUUGUUGUCACUUUGGUUUCGAAUAAUAAAAAAUAGAGCCAUAUAAACAUAUACUUAUAUGGAUAAAAAAAUACGUAGUGUCAAAAAUAUUUAAAAUAUUACCAAAAAAUAUUGUUUUUAUUAUUUUCAGUAACACCAAAACGAAAAGAAAUAAACAAAAAUUUUAUAUUGAAGACUUAAGCAUAUAAAAUAUGCGUGUACGAUCGAAUAUAGAAAAUAAUGUUAUUUGUCUCGAAACUGUAAUACUGUAAUAGUAGAUUUUAAUUAUUUGAUAUUGAUAUGAUAUUUUAUUAUUAUAUAAUGUGGGAUUCAUCUAUUUGUAUUUCCAUUAGAAAUCAGCCUAAAAGUGUGUACUUACUCAUUUCGAUUAAUACAUACAUUUCAUAAACAGUUUAAUAAAAUUUUAUAAUUAUAUAAAUUUAGUAGUUAUAUAUA
This is a messenger RNA of Galleria mellonella (greater wax moth), 5510 nucleotides long. RefSeq names its product A disintegrin and metalloproteinase with thrombospondin motifs adt-2-like. Gene Ontology annotation, biological process: proteolysis. The coding region runs from base 427 to 2802 and encodes 791 amino acids. The transcript has 12 exons. Lineage: Eukaryota; Metazoa; Arthropoda; Insecta; Lepidoptera; Pyralidae. The record is from RefSeq and is a predicted model, not a curated record. Gene Ontology annotation, molecular function: metalloendopeptidase activity.